AUGGAUAGAACAAUUAUGGAGGUGUUUCGUCUUCCUCUUGACAAUCCUGCAUAUGCUGGAAUUGCCGCAGGUGUUAUAGUUUUGGGUUUAUUGACUUCCAAAUUAACAAAAGAAGAAGAUCCUGAUAUUAAAAAGAUUCGUGAAUUGAUUGAACAUGACUCUGAGGAGCUUUCAUUGACUAACAAUAUAACUAUUAGAAGGAACGAAUUGGAUAAAAUUAUUGGUGAUUUGACUUUUCAAAUGAUAAUGGGAUUGAUCAUAUUGAGUAUUAUAGUUUUGAUUGUGGGUGCUCUUACCUAUAGAAAUAAUAGGUGUUGCAAAAGGUCGAUGAAUUGGACUAGAGAAAAACUGAAAUCCCUGGAUUCCUUUUUAGGAAAUUCAAGGAGCGAAUUUGAAGGGAUUCAAUUAAGGAUGAAAAUCAAGAUUGACAAAGAACUUGAGCAACUUGCAAGAAAGAACAAAAAUUGUAUUGACAAGGAGAUAAAGAAAAUUGAUAAAUCAGUGUUAAAGGCCACCCAAAAAAUAGAUAACGUUGUCAGUUCGAACGUUGAAAGGAUCGAGCGUGUUAAGCAAGGAUUCAUUGAUCUUAUUGAAACAGACGACCGAUUGAAAAAUUUAGUGAGUCGAUUGAAAAAUCUUGAGAAAUCAAUGAAUCAACUGGAAAAUCAGUUUGCGACCAGGUUCAAGAAACUAGACGAACAAGCCACCGGUAUGAAUACCAUAAUUCAUAAAUGUAUUGAUGCUACAGAAAUUAGUACUGUUGAGCUUUACAAAGGUAUUGAUAUGAUGAAAGUAAAUAGCUACAAAUGUAAUAUUCAGUUGGUGAAUUCGAAGAUCUUGUUUGAUGCUGCACUUUCAAAGUUUGAACUAGUUGAGAAGUCGAUAAAGAUGAUCGUCAACGAUGAUGAUGAUGAAGAAAUAUCAUGCGCUGACAAUAUUCAGGAUUUAUCAAGUCCUCAGUUACGUCUUGAAAACUGUCUUGAAUCAGCCAUUGAAACAAGAAAGAAAUUGGAUCUAUUGAAGUGCAAGAAGGACAACGAAUUAUCGAACUCCCAUCAGUUAUCUCUCAUAUUGGACGACCAUGAUUUAGAUAGCAGCGCAGAUAAAUCUUCAUUUGAAUACUUUAAAAUCUACUCAGAUACAACCGAUUUAGCAAUAGCUGACUUGAACGAGAGAUUAAAGAAAUUGGAACAUAAGAAGCCUAUAGAGCCACAAGAUUGUGACCAGUGGGUGAACAACUGGAUAUCAGCGAUGUAUGGACUGUUCAGCUCAGACAUCAUCUAUCUUCAAUCACAGAUUUUUGGAGACAGCAAACUAAAAGGAUUGGAGUUAUUCGAGGAGACAGGAGUCCAUUUAGAGUCAGACUAUCAGGAUAUUAAGGACUUUGUUGAGGAGUGCAAAGAAAUGUGUCUUAAACAGAUGAAUAGCAUAAGUUUACUGGUGGUAGAGAGUCAUAUGGUGGGGAACCACGACGACAAGAGUAUUCUAAAAGAGUGUACGAUGAAAAUAGAGCUGACGGUGAAACAAGUCUUUGAGGGAUUUAUUACCCGAAUAGGUAAUUUAAGUCUCGACCAAGAAGAAAAGAAAUCUUUGAGGGAGAUCUUGGUUCAUUUCAAACGGAGAUUAGAAACGGAUUUAAAAAGUGCGGCAAGUGAAUAUCUCGGAUUAUUUCGACACAAUGUGGAUGAUUUCUACUUGAUCCAGGAUUCAUUGGUCGAUUUAAAGAAGCAGUCAAAAUCAGAGGAAAGCUCGAAAAACUCAGUCUCGAUUCUUUCGGAAACGGCAGCUCAGAGCGAAAACUCUUUUCUAUCGACCUCAUCAUGGAAGGACGAGAAGUCGACGGAAUCUGAAAUCUAUAGGCCAUUGAAGUUAGUCAAGUAA
Brettanomyces nanus is the source of this 1881-nucleotide messenger RNA. RefSeq lists its product as uncharacterized. The record is from RefSeq and is a predicted model, not a curated record. Bases 1 to 1881 code for a protein of 626 amino acids. The transcript has a single exon. NCBI's taxonomy places the organism in Eukaryota, Fungi, Ascomycota, Pichiomycetes, Pichiales, Pichiaceae.